UUAGCCCCAACACCUGGCGCCAAGAACCAAGUCCAAGGUUGUCACUUUCUUGACUGACUGACGACGACCUUCCAGGUCAGAUGUGCUCUCCCAUGCGAGCUACAAAUAGGACCUCCUCUUCCAGAAAUUCCCACCUGUUGUUCCACACACCUGCUUCUUUGACGUGAUUACGUAUAUCUCAGCAUCCAGCUUCAAGAUGGGUAGUCAGGUAGCCCAGGCCAUCUCAGCCAUUCGGCAUGUCUUGCCAAAUGCUCACCUCGUCACUCCCGAGGCGGACGAAGAAUACAACUUGCUAAACAACAGCUACCUUUCGGGCUUUGAGAGUGACUUGCGUCCUGCCUGCAUAUUUCUCCCGCGCUCGAAAGAAGAGGUUGCUGCCUUCAUCCGUGCCGUCAGCCCAUUCAAUGGUGAGGUCCAGUUUGCGAUCCGGGCUGGCGGGCGACAGCCGCUGCCCGGUUGUGCGAAUGUCAACGGCGGCAUUACUGUUGACCUCCGGUCGCUUAAAGGUCUUCACCUUCAAGACGGCCAGGUCCAGGUUGCUGCCGGGCAGGACUGGGGAUCGGUCUACGAGUACCUAGAGCCGCAUGGGCUGGCCGUCACUGGGGGUAUGUCGACAACCGGUGGCAUUGGGGGUCUCGCCACACAAGGCGGUCUCUCGUUCUACUCGUCUCGGGAGGGCUUCAUUUGCGACAACGUUGUGAACUACGAGGUUGUUGUGGCUUCAGGCGAGAUCUUGAAUGCCAAUGCCAAGGAGAACUCGGACCUCUGGGUCGCGUUACGGGGUGGUGGGAACAACCUAGGAAUCGUCACUCGCUUCGACUUCCGCACAUUCAAGCAAGGUCCCAUUUACGCGGGCAUGGUUUGGUACUUCAAGCCGAGCUUCGCAGACCAGAUGAAAGCCCUGGUGAAAGAGCUCAAUGCGCCUGAUGCCAGUGUUGAGACGCACCUUAUGCUCAGUAUCGCUUACGCGCAGGUCUUUGGCAACGGCAACGAUGUGGUGUGCCUCAACCAACUCUACUAUACGCAGCCAGUCGAUGAUCCCCCUGCUCUGGCGCCCUUCACACACGUCCAACCGCAGAGGGCAGAAAUGAACAGUAUGAAAAUCCAGACGCUUGUCGAGGCGUCGACGGAGCAGUCGGCAGCAGGACAGAGCAUGAUCAGAUGUCUCUACAUGAAUGUGAACGUCAAAGCUGAUGUUGAGACGCUCAUCACAGGGGGUGACAUCUGGUGCGAGGAAUUGGAGGCGGUCAAGGACGUCGCCGGGCUCAUGUGCUCUUACACCCUGCAGCCGUACCCAGUGUCACAACUUAAGAAGACCCGUGAGCACGGUGGAAAUGUAUUGGGCUUGGAUCCCAGUGGCGGGCCUGUUGUCAAUGUCCUGCUCCUGUCAUACUGGGCAGACAAGAAAGAUGAUGAGCGGAUGAUGGCUUUUAUGAAGAAGGCCUUGAAGCGAAUUGAAGAGAACGCGGAGGCUCGAGGUCAGCUGAUUCCCUUCAUCUACUGGAACUAUGCAUUUUCUCACCAAGACCCUCUGAGGUCAUAUGGUGAGGAUAAUGUGCGUAAAUUGCGAGAUGCUAGCAAGAAGUAUGAUCCCAAGGGAUUGUUCCAGGUAGCAUGUCCUGGUGGUUUCAAGCUUUUCAAAUAG
Molecule: messenger RNA, 1645 nt
Organism: Diaporthe batatas
Lineage: Eukaryota; Fungi; Ascomycota; Sordariomycetes; Diaporthales; Diaporthaceae
Exons: 4
Coding region: 197-1645 (482 amino acids)
Molecular function (GO): FAD binding
Source: RefSeq, a predicted model, not a curated record